AUGAGCUACUCACGAAAACAAUCAACACACAGUUUGAUAAACCGAGGAACUAUCUACUCCUUAUCUUCUGGUCAUGGUAAAUGUGGUGUUGCUGUCAUAAGAGUUUCAGGGCCACAGGCAUCUGAUGCUGUUAAAAAGGUGAUAAAUAGAGACAGUUUACCAGCACCAAGAAAAUCUCAUCUGAUGAAGUUUUAUCAUCCUGUGUCCUUUGAAGCUAUUGAUAAAGGAUUAUUGCUAUGGUUUCCAUGUCCCAAGAGUUUCACUGGUGAGGAUUGUGCAGAGUUUCAGGUCCAUGGUGGUUCUGCUGUUACUACAGCUAUGUAUGAUGCUCUAGGCAGUAUACCAGGUUUACGGACAGCAGAGGCUGGAGAGUUUACUAAAAGGGCAUUUAUGAACAAUAAGUUAGAUCUGACUGAAGUGGAGGGUUUGGCUGAUUUAAUUCAUGCUGAAACAGAAAUCCAACGUAAACAAGCUUUAAGACAAAUGGAUGGUGAUUUGAGUCAACUUUAUAUGAGCUGGAGACAAAUUCUUGUUAAGUGUGCAGCUAAUAUAGAAGCCUACAUAGAUUUUGGUGAAGAUGAAAAUAUAGAAGAUGAUGUUAUUCAAACAGUGAAUGAAGAAAUUAAGAAGUUAUAUGUGAAGAUUGAAAAUCAUCUAAAAGACAAUAGAAAAGGUGAAAGACUGAGAUCUGGAGUACAUGUGGUCAUUAUUGGUCAGCCUAAUGUUGGUAAAAGUAGUUUAUUAAAUCUGUUAUGUAGAAGACCAGCUGCCAUAGUCUCACCUAUAGCUGGUACUACCAGAGAUAUUAUAGAAUCAGCUGUAAAUAUCGGUGGUUAUCCAGUAUUACUAUCAGAUACAGCAGGGCUACAUCAAGCAGAUGAUGAUAUUAUUGAAGUUGAGGGAAUCAGAAGAGCCAUUAAAAGAGCACAAGAAGCAGACAUUAAAGUAAUUGUCGUAGAUUCUACUAAACUUUUAUCAAAAAUGUCAAAUACUCAGGAUUUUAUAAGCAAACAUUUGAAGGAGCUCGGAAUUACGACUGAAUCUUCAAAUGAUGAAAUAGAUCUGUCAGAAGUGAUAUUAGUUCUGAAUAAGAUAGAUUUGCUCAAGAACAAUAUUGAUAUUAAAUCAAGAGAUCUUAAAACUAUUGCUAAAUUAUCCUGUGUUACACAAGAUGGUAUAGAUGAUUUUUUAGCCUUGCUAACAGAAAAAAUAAAAAAUUUAUGUGGUAAUCCUUUGGCUGGAAACCCUAGUUUAACACAGACUCGUCAUCGAACUCAUUUACAUAACUGUAUAUAUCAUCUCAAUCAGUAUAAACAAUAUAUAGAACUAGAAGAUGUCGUCCUGGCAGCUCAUCAACUACAUCUUGCUUUACGAGAAAUCGGCAAAAUAACUGGUAAAAUAUCAUCAGAGGAAAUUCUAGAUGUUGUCUUUAGAGAUUUCUGUAUUGGAAAAUAA
This is a messenger RNA of Lottia gigantea (owl limpet), 1455 nucleotides long. RefSeq lists its product as hypothetical. Bases 1 to 1455 code for a protein of 484 amino acids. The transcript is spliced from 9 exons. Gene Ontology annotation, molecular function: GTPase activity; protein binding; GTP binding. Gene Ontology annotation, cellular component: cytoplasm; mitochondrion. Lineage: Eukaryota; Metazoa; Mollusca; Gastropoda; Lottiidae. Gene Ontology annotation, biological process: tRNA methylation; tRNA wobble uridine modification. The record is from RefSeq and is a predicted model, not a curated record.